Messenger RNA from Anolis sagrei ordinatus, 704 nucleotides. It is a transcript of the gene MRPS26, whose product is annotated as mitochondrial ribosomal protein S26. The record is from RefSeq and is a predicted model, not a curated record. Gene Ontology annotation, cellular component: mitochondrial small ribosomal subunit. Lineage: Eukaryota; Metazoa; Chordata; Lepidosauria; Squamata; Anolidae.
AGUUAUUCUAUUUUAACAUUGCUUUAUAUCAUUUAUGUGUAGAGCCGAGUUCAAAGAAGACUACCUGCGUCAACAGUAUGAAGAGAGGUUUGGGCAGGUAGGGAAGCAAAGGGAGAGUGCUGCGGCCGAGGAGCAUCAGAAAUUGAUGGAGUGGAACGAUGCGGAGAACAGGCGUCUCCGGGAACGCAGGGAGGAGCGCCAGCAACAAGAAGACAUCGCAGAGCGGGAGCGCCGUUUGAGAGGAGCUCAGUACCAGGAGUCCCUGAUGGAGAAGUUCAUUAAGGAGAGGGAGCAGGAGGUGCUCAAGUUGCAGGAAGAUGCCAAGACCUUCAUCACUCCUGAAAACCUGGACCAGCGGAUCGAGGAGUGUCUGGACAAUCCGCGCAACUACAACUAUGCCAUCGAUAAGGAAGGGAGGGUCGCCAAACGCAGCGUUUUGCCUUAGGAUACAAAGGAAGUGACUUUUUUCUUCCCAAAUGACCUCUCCUUUCCGUUUAAUCGUCCUUUCCGUCCAAACACCAGACUCCCUAUUCCUUGCAUCGUGAACAAGGAAUUGUGUCUCCUCAAUAUCUCAAUAUGCCUUGAGAUAAUUAAAUAAAUGAUGUGCAUUUGGGGGCUUUGCACUUCCAGGACUUUGCACCUCCUUCUUGAAGAGGAUUUUCUGCUCUUCUCCAAAAAAAUAAAUAAAUUGAUUUUGCUAAGAA